AAAUGCUAAUAUUAUUCGUAAGCACACAGAACGAGACGAAAUACUACGUAAGGUUAAACAUUUUGUUAAAUCAGGUUGGCUUACACAACUAUCGCCAGGUGAUAACGAAGUUAGACCAUAUUUUCAUCGGAGAUUAGCUUUAAUUCUUCACGAAAAUCUUCUCUGCUUACACGCAAACGUAAAACGUAUUGUUAUUCCAAAAUCAUUACAGCAAAAUACUCUAGAACUCUUACAUGAUGGACAUUGGGGAACCGUAAGAAUGAAGCAAUUAGCACGACAUCACGUUUGGUGGCCAACCAUCGAUGACGACAUAGUCAAAGUGACACGUCAAUGUGAAAUUUGUAAAGUUGGCAAUCCAGCUCCUACACGUCAAUACCUUAGUUGGCCAGAAGCGAAAGCACCAUCGACUUCGCUGGCCCUAUAUUCGAUUCUAUGUGGCUUAUAUGCAUAGACGCUUAUUCGCAAUUUCCAUUCGUUACACAGUUAUCUUCAACUACAACAGAUAAUACCAUACAUUCAUUGAAAUCAAUUUUUGCCAUUGAAGGUUUUCCCAAUGCACUGGUUAGUGAUAACGGACCUCAGCUAACAUCCGACGCAUUUCAACAAUUUUGCAAGUUACAUGGUAUUACGCACAUAACAACUGCACCAUUUCAUCCAGCAUCUAACGGACUCGCAGAACGUUUUGUUCAAACAUUUAAGACCGCAGUUCGAAAAAAUAUCAAUGAAGGUCUAUCUGUCAGAUGCGCCGUAGUCAAAUUUUUAGCUACUUAUCGUUUUACCCCUAAUUCCAAUGGAGAAACACCUGCUGAACUUCUCCAUGGUCGUUCAGUUCGUAUCAUGUUAACUCAACUUUUUGAGACACCAGCACAGUCAAAAUCUAAGAUCGUAGACAAAUACAAAUUUCAACCUAUUGAACUAGUAUACGCUAGGAACUUCGCGAAAGGAGAAAAGUGGAUCAAAGGAAUUAUAAUUCAUCCGAUUGGAAAAAUGAUGUUUAUGGUAAAGUCAAACAGAGGUACCAUAAGACGCCAUAUUAACCAACUCAAACCAAGAUCAAAUGCAGAAGGUAAUAACAAAACACCCAGCAUAAUACUUCCAGAUCAAUGGAUACCUGUACCUGAAUCGACAUCCAUACAUUCAGCAACGGUUAUGUUGCAAGACAAGUUAAACAUACAACCAGAUAUAUCCACACAAGCACCUCAUUUUAAUGACCAAACCAACGCACCAUCGCAAAUAGAGGAAAACGUUGCAGAAGAUCAGAAUUCGAACAAUCCGAUUCGAAGAAGCAACCGAUCGCGACAACAGGUUACUCGCUUCACAGCUCCUGAUUUUAGAAAUAAAUAAAGUAGUCUAUAAUUAAGAGGGGGGAUGUGAUAUGAACUUAAAAAUGUACAACACUGGAUUUCAGUGUUAAUAGUUGUCAAACCUGUCAGUUUGUAAAACUUUGUAAACUUCCUUCUUCUGGA
Molecule: messenger RNA, 1466 nt
Organism: Bactrocera latifrons
Lineage: Eukaryota; Metazoa; Arthropoda; Insecta; Diptera; Tephritidae
Exons: 1
Coding region: 433-1344 (303 amino acids)
Biological process (GO): DNA integration
Molecular function (GO): nucleic acid binding
Source: RefSeq, a predicted model, not a curated record